AGCAGGAAGCGAUGAGAAAGAAAACAAGUGUGUGGCACAGACGCAUGCAGAGGCUCAAGUCACACGUCAUUCAGGGCGCCGAGAUGAGGAAGCGAAGGGAGAGCCCGUGCGCUUCCGAGACCGUCGCGUUGCUCAGUCCCCUGGGGACGAUCCGAGUCGACGCGUGUGAGAAUGGCGUACACACCAUCCAGAUCCUAAUGGAUGUCGCACCUGCUGAAAGGAGCGGCGAGACCCCCCCGAGCUGCCGCGUGGUCAACGGCGGCCCGAAGGAAACGAGCCCUGAGUUGCAGCGCUGCGUCGAAUGGCUCCAGGCGUACUUCGGCGAUCCGCGCAGCACUGGGAGUCUCCAGCCGCCCGCCUUUCACCACCCCGCCCUGAGAGCAGACACUUUCACCAGUCGCGUGCUGCACAUCCUGUUCAGAGACAUUAAAAUCGGGGAGACAGUCUCCUACAAACGCCUGGCUGAGAUGGCGGGAAACCCCGGUGCGGCGCGGGCGGUGGGCGGAGCCAUGAGGAAGAACCCGAUUCCGCUCAUCAUCCCCUGCCACCGAGUCAUUUCGAGCAGUGGCCAGAGCGGCCCGUACAUGAGCGGCAGGGGCGACCACCUCAAACAAUGGCUGCUCGCCCACGAGAGACACCGCGAGGAGGGCUGACGCACGACGGACGCCAACUGUAUCAAGUAUUGCAGAAAAAAUACACACACAAAUAAAACGGAGGCGCAAAGUCGAGUGUGUACGUAAAUAUUCAAUUUAAAUUCAUUUUUAAAAAUCUAAGAAUAGAGAUGCUUGCAUAGUUAAUGUACUAGCGAGUUGUUUCAGAAUUAGAAUGUACAAAAAUAACUUAAACAGAGAACAGUAGGAAUUACAAACAUAUGCUCCCGUGGGCCUCCACUGCGUUUGCCAGAUAGUGCUUGGAAUGGUUUUUCUAAAGAGUUAUUAUUCCCUUAAAAAUAUGUCUCUCGCAUUGUUGUUGUUGUUGUUAUUGUUUUUUUUCCUGAGAGCAGAAUUAGUCUUUGUACCUCUCGUUGGUUUUUUAAUUUCCUGCCAAGCGAGUGCUUUGUUCGACAUCCAGUGAUAAAGGCUCAGAAUUUUGCCGCUACAAAGCUUUGUAGUGGAGUAUUUGUUUUGUCUCCAUUUAGAUCUCAUUGUUUGCUCUCGUCUUACAAUCCACCUCCAUUGCUGAUGUCUUAUGCAUUAUAUACGACGCUUUAGACGCCUUUUAAAAUCAACGCGUCUCCACGUGUCAAAUUACUGCCUUUCAUCAUUUUUAAUUGCGUUUAUUUACAAUAAAAAGUUGACUGCCUUGGGCUCAUUACCGAUUAGGCUGAGUGUCUCUCUCGCGUCUGUUGCAGAGCCUCUUCUCUUUUCUGCUCUUUCCGAGUGGAGUGUUUUCCAUUAGAGGGCAGUACAGAACGGGAAAACUGACAUCCAACAUUUCAACCUGGAAUUCAUCCUUGCACAUUUGAUCCGCAACUUACAUGUUUAUGUGUUAUUUUAUUUUCCGGCACAACCGCGUUUAAUCCCUUUUGAGAGGAAUUAUUUUAUCUUGGAAGGACCAUAUGGAGGGGGCAGCAGGGAGUGUGUGUUUGUAUUUGUAAAGUGUGUGUGUGUGUGUGUUUGUGUGUGCGCGCGAAUGGUUUGAAAGAACAUUUCCAGUGCUCCCCCUUAAGGAUCUUUUGUUGCGUUGGCGCAUUCAUUCUUUUUCUUCCCCUAUUAAAUUCUUGAUUCUCCUCACUGUCUAAUGCAAUUCCAGAGUGACCCUGACAUGCCCAUAGUUAUUCCUCCUCUGUGCAGCGCAGGUAGCUUAAUAAUCCACCCUCUCAAAAUAACCUCGACUCUAACCUUUACUGAUCCAAUUCCAGUGGCCCUCCCCUUGAAUACAUUUCUUCAACUUUUUUUUUUUUUUUUUUUUGCUGCAUUUAUAAAUUUCUCAUCCGAACAGGCUCUUGCGCGCCACCGGACUCACUCGCUCGCGCCGACGCUGGAGCGCCGUCGGUAAGCGUGGAUGUCGAGGCGGCAGACAGGCAGAUGAAGAAUGAGACCCAGUCUGUGGUUUCACAGAGGGCUAAUGAUGCCUGUGGUGACUACAGGCUACAGUCAGCCCCCUAACGAAGGGAGUUGUGACACAGCCACAAGGGGUCCCAUUUAAGCCAGGCAUACUCUGAAGUGCACUGUAAGCACCCUCCUUUUCUUUUUCUUUUUUUUUCCUUUCUUUUUUUUUUUUUUGGCUUGUGGCUAACUAAAUUCGGUGGAAUGCUACAAAUUUAGCAAGCAGAGUUGCUGCUGUCUGGAGCUGCUGAAAACAAGUCCAGCAUCAAAGCGUCAGCCACGCUGCCAGUAAUUGGCCGUGUAAUUGCUCAGGUACCCUAGGCAAUGCUUCAUAUUAAAUAUUUCACACCUUCUUUUUUCUCUUAUUUUGGUUUUUUUUCCCCCCACAUAGCCUAUGAUAUAUUGGUACUAGCAGCAGUAUUAGUGUUUUAUAAUUUUGGAUAUCCAACUUUCAGCAUUUCAUUAAAAGAGCGUCUAAGUCCAUCUCAUCAUGCAAAACCUUCAUUUUUAUCCCAAAUAUCAGCCCCGUUUCAGUGGUUGCACGUGAGCGUGUGGCCACGCGUGCUCAUGUGCGCACAUGUGCACGUCCAUAUGUGUGUGGGUGAAGUGGAUGAUAUUGAGUCUGACUUCAUAAAUCACCCAGACACUGAUAAACUCCCCAUGCACCCACACACCGCUAAUGGGCAACCCUUAAGGAGUGUGAGUGUCUCGUGCGGCGUUUGAUUCAACAUUUAUUAACCCCCUCACAUGCACUCGCACAUACACGACACACACACAUUUGAGCCGUACAAAGAAUGUUUUGGUGGCAUUGCAAGCACGGGCUCAUAGUUUUGACCCAGCCAGGUUGCAUUAAUCACCGGCAAGUGUCGUGAGAUAUUUGAGCUUAAAGCGCCGCAACAACAGCAACCUCUACAUUUCCUAACAUUGGUUUCCUUCUCAUAACUUACAUCCUGUCUCCAACUCCCCACUUCCCAUCUCAUAUCCUGGCACCCCUCCUCAUUAUAGAACAAUUUUCUCCCCCACAUCAAAUACAAACACGCUCCAUGCUUCCAUCUCUUGCUUCUCAUACAUGUUGGCUCAUAACUCCGCAACCUUCUCCCCCUCGGUGAAAACACGCAAGCCCGAAUGAGAGUCCUGCAGCCACAUCAGUCAUUCAUUCAUAGGAGCCUUUAUUAUUCCUGAAAAGUUUGCGAUCUUAAAAAAAAUAGAAUUAAAAACUUUUGGGGAGCAAGUUAGGCAAGCUGUGAGCGGCACACUGCUGCCGGGAAGCUGGAGGAGUGUUUGCUAUGCAGAUAGUCCAGCAGUCAGCCAGUCAGACACAGGAAUAGAUAGCUCGCAUAGACAGACUGAGCCUUGGCUGCGCUAUCAGGUUUCCUCCUCCUCUUGUCUGUCUGCCGGGACCGCCUGGCCUCGGAGGCCCUGACACCGAGGCACCGUGCAGCCAGCCGCGACAGCUGCCACGGCAGCCUUUAAUACCGACGCACGCCGCCACGCUACGUCGCCACUACAAAGAGCAAUAUCAUCGCAAACAUGGCAUCCUUUGAUGCCCUUGUAAUGAUCUUUGUGUUUUGAGAGGGAAAGCGGGACAAUUGCAGACUUCUUUUUGUGAUUCUGUUAGAACAAAGAGCUGCCGCUCGGCUUAGGGUAGUCAUGAUGAGAUGGCGCAGGAUUAAAUGAGAAAGUAAAGGAAACCCUGAGAGCUAUCUGUGUGUGUACGUGCCAGUAACCUUGUAUCAGUAUGUCAUUGUAACCUGGUGAACCUGGGAGCAGAACCGCAUUUCUCUAAUUAGGAACGGCUGAUGAAGGGGCCGCAUUACGCAGGAGUCUCUCCCGGCAUGUAUCAAUCUGUGAGCUUGGUAAAGAGUGCGUGUCAGCCUGGAGAAAGUGCAGGUCUAGCCUUGGUCCUGUUGACGGAGGGGGCGGCACUUCAGAGGCUCCAGGACCCCGUGGCACCAGUCUCUCCAGUCCCCCAGACAGACUGGGAGCAUCUGGGCUCUGUCAGCGCCUCUGGCCCCCGCAGACUGCGAUCUAUAUGACGGGGAUCCGGGAGAAGGAAAAAUAUGAGCCAGAUUCCUCGGCUUUGUGCAAAAUUCAUGCCAGUUAGCAUCAUAGGUAGCGCGUCUGUGUGCACGUCUGUGUGCUGCGCUGGUAACAGGUCAGAGUGAUUAAUUUUGAAUGAUGGGAGAUGGAGGCUAUUGAUUAGAGGCUAACGCCGGAAUAAGUCCUCUCUAUAAAUUGUCCAAUUAUGUAUUAAUUAAAAGUGUAGUGCUGGAAAUAUUCAAAAUAAAAUAAAUAACACAUCACGGCAUAUGCAGAUUACUUUGACAGAAAUCAUUCCAGAGAUGUUUUGAAAGCGCUCUGUGAUGUGACGGCGUAGAUAGAAGCUGAUACGUGCACAUGCCAAGACUAAUUAAUCCAUACCCUAAAUUAAGAAUAUAAAUUGUGGUCCCGAUUUAACAAGGUCAGUUUUAACUUCUCACUUUACUCUUUAUUUAACUGUUCGAGAAGGAGGAGGAAGACGAAGGGGGGGACGCCCUAUCAAUGUGUUUCGCUUAUUAUGAUUGACGAUUGAUGAUUAAGUCCUCCAGCUGACACACACCAGCAAAGCCGGUGAGUUGGAAUUGGAUGUGACACAUACACAGUUCUGCGUGUUAGGUAAUUCGUUGACGAGGGGCCAAAUUCAUUUAUGGAACAGCGGUAUUGGCAGGCGUGGACACUCUCUGCAAAAACAACGAUAAUCACAGAGGUUUGGCGCGGUGUGACAAGGACUCUUCAGGGAAAGGCCCUUACACGCCGCUUUGUUGGCCGCUCCUUGCCUGAGACGUGGGGGGAAACAUCCGCCUCUGUUCCGAAAAUGACUCGGAGCGAAAACACGCUCGGUGUAAGGUGUGCGUGAUGUUUUCAAGAUGGAAUGUGGAAUGCAACGGCAUGGACAGAAAGUACUUUACAUAUUUCUGUACGAUUUCGCUUUUAAGAAAGUCAGUCGGCAAAAUAAAACACGAGGGGGGAGCCAUUUAAUCUCCUUUCGCAUUCCCCAUUUUUCCUGCUAAUGAGCCUUAUUGACAAUCAAACAGAAGCUGUCAUCCCCCAGGAUGCAACACUCCCAUCCCCAGCCUGUUUGUCAUAGUGUCCUGGCAAUCAGAGCCGCCUGCAAGACCAGGCUGGCAGUUAGCGCUUCUCACAGCGGCGCUGCCUGAAAAUGGCACACUUCCUGUAGAGUUGCAGCUGCCACCUCUGCUACUUCCAUUACUUUCUAUAGCAUGCAGAUGUUGUAUCAACAUUCCCUGCCAAGGGGACUGCAAUAACUGCGAGAUUCAUGCCAUGUUUCAGAGGCACGUCAAUUUCUCAAGUGGCACAAUUAAAGAGGGAAAUGCAGCACCAGGUUUCUCCCAGGCGCUGAAAUCGGAAAAGAGCUUUUUCGCUGCUUUCUCUCUUUUUUUUUUUUUUUUUUUACGUACAGGUUAAAAAUCCACCCGUUUUUUUUUUACUGCCCUUUUCCUGAGUGGAGCCGUUCUGUGAGUCUUUGUGCGGCGGACCUGUCGUGACCCACAGAGGAUAUGGAAAUGGGGCGAAGGUUUUAUGGGCCAAACGGAUUGGACACAGUCAAGCUCAGGGGGCAUGAAUAUUGGAUGUUAUUUCUGCUCCCUUUUUAUGUAAUCCAUUGCCAAUACAUUAUUAAUAGAUGAUAUCAUAUCCAGAAGUACUGGACAAAGCACUACAGAGGGGCACUAUGAAAAGAACUCUAUAUGGUUAGACCGUGGCAGUUAUUUUAUGGCCGAGCACCAACGCUCCCUGACCGGGCAACAUUUAGGGAGUCGUUUAGGGGACCGGGUGAAGUUCGUAAAGGGAAAAUAGGUUGAACGCCGCGCUCCCGCCGAGUCUAAAUCUUCCAUUUGUGAAUGUGAAAGUCACUGAAACAUUAAUGAAGUAUCAAAUGACACCCAAAUUCAAGUUUAAUGGCUCUUCCAACGCGCCGGGAUACUUUGCUCAUCCUUUCUUGACUGCGCCGAGUGAAGUGGAAAUCUUUGUACGGAUCUAGUUUUCGCUGCAAAGCUGAGUCCCGGUGUGUUGUUGUAGCAGGGGAGCGCUGUAUUAUCAGAUGUUCCCAUUCACACACAGACAGCGAGACUAUUUAAAAAAAGAAAAAAGGGUCAAAGCCCUUGUUUUGAUGAAGAAUUGUUCAAAAAAAGGUCAGCCCGCUUGAUGUCAUCUCAAAGUUGCCAUCCCCGGUUGUGCUGUCAAAGUAGUUGCAUCCCACUACAGUAUCUAAACUCCCACUUUUCCCUCCAUCUCCUCGCUCAGCAGUUAACAGCCAAUCCUUAAAAAGACCUCCUAAGCACUGCCCGCCCAGCAGCCAAGAUAAACUAUUGUCAUGCUAUUUUAGUUUGAUGGGCCCUUGUCUGGACACGCACGGGCACAAAGGUAUGACCACAGCAACAUCCAUUUAAAGUCAACCUAUAACCUCCUCAAUAACAGCUACACAGGGAGCGGAUGCGUAAGCUAAUAUUCCCAUUUUAAGGUCAGGUGGAAUUGUUUUUUCUCCUGGGAAAGCGCAGAUUGAUAAAGAGCAAACAAAAAGCUCUUUUCUGAAUGCUUGUCCUCCAUGGCCUGGCUGAAGGUUUCAUUCCUUUAUAUUACGCAGCCCAAUUCCCAGCCUGCAUGACCAUUGUGGCUCUUUCAGCCAGCACUCUCCAUUGACUGCCUCAUUGUCCGGCCGCCCUUUUAUGCGUGCGCUAUCACCGGAGCGCAAUCUUUCACCUGAGCGGCCCCGCCGACGGUCACCUAAAGCGGCCGAGUCACCCGUGGAGACGCCGCGAUUAAGCCGGCCCGCUAAUGAAGAAAUAUUUAUUGUCCAGGAUCGGCUCCAGUAAAUCUACAGCGGUGCCGGCUAAUAUCGUGGCUGUUAGUCAUACCCCGGCAGCAGAGGUGUUC
Molecule: messenger RNA, 6980 nt
Organism: Corythoichthys intestinalis (scribbled pipefish)
Lineage: Eukaryota; Metazoa; Chordata; Actinopteri; Syngnathiformes; Syngnathidae
Gene: mgmt
Product: O-6-methylguanine-DNA methyltransferase
Exons: 5
Coding region: 12-653 (213 amino acids)
Biological process (GO): DNA repair
Cellular component (GO): nucleus
Molecular function (GO): methylated-DNA-[protein]-cysteine S-methyltransferase activity
Source: RefSeq, a predicted model, not a curated record